Molecule: messenger RNA, 2702 nt
Organism: Hylaeus volcanicus
Lineage: Eukaryota; Metazoa; Arthropoda; Insecta; Hymenoptera; Colletidae
Exons: 12
Coding region: 163-2523 (786 amino acids)
Biological process (GO): protein phosphorylation; IRE1-mediated unfolded protein response; intrinsic apoptotic signaling pathway in response to endoplasmic reticulum stress
Cellular component (GO): IRE1-TRAF2-ASK1 complex
Molecular function (GO): RNA endonuclease activity; metal ion binding; ATP binding
Source: RefSeq, a predicted model, not a curated record
ACAAAAUUUUUCCAUACCAUAUUUGUUCAUUUAUUGAAUUUUUGUCUUUUCUAUUUCAUAAUAACUAUUGUUGUUUUUUUUAAUUUUUAGCAAUCAUCAUUUGCAUUCUAGUUUUUCUUAAUAAUUAAAAUAAAGUAGCUUAAAUUUUCAUUAAUUCAUCCCAUGGCAUUACCACCCUUUCUACUUGGUGACGACCUUCUAAAAUUUAGAACUCGACAUUGUCAAAGAUUCGUUAAACAAGGGUAUUGUAAUUUUGCUGAUAAGUGUCAAUAUUCUCAUAAUAUCGAAUGGACGCGUCGACCUUUAUGGAAAUAUAAUUAUACAGAGAAAUUAUGUGAUUUCGUUUGUGGAAAUGAGUGUUCAUCCAAGGCAGAACGCUCACAAACUAUAUGCGGUCUUCAUCGUCAGUGCCCGUUAGCUCAUUCCUACGAAGAACAAGUGUAUCAUCCAAAAGUGUACAAGCGUGUUCUUUGUCAACGCUACAUACAAAAUCAAUGUCCGCGUUACUAUUGCCCUUUCGCGCACGGAGUAUCCGAACUCCAAGGAACAGAACCAAUGGAUGGAAAUUUAUUGUCCAUGAUAUCUCUAACACAAGACAUUGUGGCUCCAAUAGUAGAUUCUUUUUCAAAUCACACGAACUAUUUAUGUGAGACACAAAAUAAAAAAGCCACAUGUGAGAAAUCGGUUAGAAAUAUUUCGGGUUGGCCACAUACAUCGUCAGACACUUUCCACACGUUUGUAGCUGAUUCCUUAGACAACAUCUCGAAUCAGAAGCAAAAGCAAUUGGAAGCUUUAUUUGAGUCCACCACGCAUCCAUCUUGUUCAGAGUUUUUCAAGCAAAGCGAUAGUCUUUUAUCUCAUUAUUUUUCAAAAACUAAAACUAAUGUAAAUCAAUCUUUAACAAGCCAAAUGAAUCUUGCGGGUCAUGUAAACAUCGAAAUUCCACCCUAUCCCGAUUUAUUGAACGUUUGUGAUGGAGAUAAAAAAUUUAAAAAACAAAUCUACGAUACAUUAGAUAUUGAUUUAAAACCGUUUGAAUUUAAUUAUUUCCAAAAUAAAACAUUGAAAUGUUAUGAAUUAUCAAUAGGAGCAGUUAAUACAAAUUAUGAAUGGAUGGUGAAAGCUUAUGUGAAAUUAAGUUCUUUUUCAAAACAUCAGACAUUUGGUCUUAAACAGGUUUUUUUAACACCUUCAUUUUUUGAGUCAGACGAUAAUUACAAAAAACCUCGAAGCUGUUGUUUAUCCCUCGUGUCAGAUGCCUCUUUUUAUCCGGAUUGGCCAGAGCAAAAUACUUCAGUUACAAUGACACAGAUAAAGCAAGGACUUGAAUCCCUGACAUACACUUUGCAAACUGUCCAACACUUUUUAAAAAGUGUUGAUGCGCUACAUCAGACAGGAUUUUCACACAAUUAUAUAACACCUUGGAUACUCGUUAAACCUUCAGUAACUGAGGAGAGUACCAUUGGCCAGUUAUUAUAUGGGGCUUUACCUUUGCUUACAAAUCGUGUCAAUAUAAGCUAUUUAAUUUGCCAAAGCCCCGAAGUUCUACAAUCCAUUAUGACAAAAAAACAAUCCAUUAUUGAAAAACAUUGUACACCGUCUGCUGAUAUCUGGAGUUGUGGCAUCUGUAUGUUUUUAUGGAUAUCUGAAAACCACUGUCAUCCAUUUGGAAAUACAUUAGAAGAAAUUUUUCAUAAUAUUUUUAAUGGAAUAACAACAAAUUUAAACAUUUUAUGGAAAGAAAAAUUUCCAUUGUUGUAUCAUUUACUUAACAAUAUGAUAACAAUAAACCCGCAGGAACGUAUCUCUUUAAAACAAGCUUUACAGCACCCUGCAUUUUGGCCCAUUCAAACAAAAAAAUUCUAUUGCCAUUUAUUGACAACAGUACUGCGUUUAUCUCCAUCCGCUACGGAGAACAUUACCCUUCCUAUAGGAUGGUUACAUAAAAUUGUUAAUAACACAUAUAAUAAUGAUAGCCUCGAUAAUUCGUUUCAAUCAUUAAUGCAGCUCUUUAAAUUACCUUUCGUUGAUAUGUGGAUUUUCGUGAGGGAAUGUCUGGAUUUGUUUACUACCAUGUUUCCUUCAAUUCCUUUACGACAUGAUAUGGUAACCGAAAAUCAUAUCAUUAAAGAAUUAUGCAGUCAGUCGUCACUGGGUUUGGUUUACUUUCUCUGCCUUAUUUACGCUCAUGAUGAAUCCUUACAUUUUCAAACAAGUGAAAUUGUUUCUUCCAUCUCAAAACGUUUUCCCGGACCACUUCUUAAUAUAUAUACAUUUAUUUGGCAGACAAAUUCAAAACAAGUUUUUGAUCCGUUUUCAUUUGUCCUCCCUUCUUAUCCUUCCAACCUUAACAUACCAACAAAUCAAAUUCUUCAAAAUUUUUAUCAACCGAAGGAAGCUGCACUUCUUAGAUUGUCUUCUUCAAUGAUGGAGGAUGUUCUUGAUGGAGAAUCGACAACGGCAUCCUCCACAUGUCCUCCUUUUGUACAAUCCGUUCUUUCAUUUAUGGAGGGCGACGCGUAAAUUGUAUCUUUGUAUAGGCUCCAGCUAAAAAAAAAAGUAUUUACAAUGCUACUGUUAUUAAUGUUGUUUUCUUUCAUUAGAGCAUUUAAAGAAAAAAGGUUUAUUUUUUUUUUUUUAUUCUUCUUGUAAUUGUUGCUGAGAAUUUUUCAAAAAUAAAUUAUUUUUUUAUUCUUAUAACA